AUGGUGGUCACAGAGGUUGGGUGUCUGGGCAUCAAGCCAGGCCUGGAAGUCAUGAAUGAUUCCAAGCCAGAGGGGGCUGUUUUAGCAAAGGCAUACACAACUGUCACCGCCACCGACGGCGGUCCCUACCGCUCGUUCUGGGGUCUCGAGAUCGAAAACCCUCUCAUGUUGUGGGCUUUUUUCGACUUCGACUCGGUCGAACAUCACAGGAGAUUUGCAGAACUCCAUGGCGCCGAAAUCGUCAAGGGCCUACCUACUCUUUUAACCCACGGCGAGUUCACAAAGCAUAUCGCUUUCACCUCGUCUGCCCCAGUAGCUCUACGAUCACCCAUCACUCAGAUAAUCCUUAUCCACGUCCGUGGAAAUGUGGAUUGUUCCGUCAAGGAAGGGCUUUCUGCAACAUUGGAAGCAACGCUCAGCACGACGUUUGUUGCACAUGCAGGUGUUACGGCCACUAGUUAUGGCCUGUUCUGUCUGGCGGCAGCAAUCCCACGUCUUGAGGGCUAUGAGAGUCUUUCGGAUGCCGAGGUGGCAGAACUGUCUCAAGAUGUAGCCCAGGCCGUCCACGACAACAUCAAACUGCCUCUUCUUUCAAUUAGCGCCAUGACCUCGACAACCGGCUCUCCUCGCAAUGAGGCAACUCUUGCUGUGCGCCAAAAGCUUUCACUCAGGGAUCCUCAGCCCCCCGGAAAUUUCCCGGGGUCCGCCUUGCCAUUCUCAGAACAGGAACGCAAAUGCCACAAUGAAGACGACUUUCGAGGUCAUGCGGAGAUCCGGAGUGGAAAGCAGCAUGAUGGUGCUGUGGCCUUCUGUAAAUCUUCAAAAGGCAUGGCGACAUUGACCAAGGCUGUGAACGGAAAUCCACCGUACCCGGCGGUUCGCUAUCGCCAUGUCGACAGGUGGAAGAUUAAUCACGACUUCAAAGUGGAAUGGGAGCCUGGCUGUGAGACGAGCGAGAGGAUUCAAGAGAUCCAGCAGCCAACUGGCCCUGGAGGCCCAGUCUGCUAUCAUCUGAUGAGGGCAAACUACUUGAACUGCAUCAACGGUGGCGUCGGAGGCAGUGUGCAGGUUGGGUGCUUGAUCUACACGUACAACGGUGGGAAGGCCGGUCAAUAUUAUUGA
This is a messenger RNA of Colletotrichum karsti, 1122 nucleotides long. RefSeq lists its product as uncharacterized. The coding region runs from base 1 to 1122 and encodes 373 amino acids. The transcript has 4 exons. The record is from RefSeq and is a predicted model, not a curated record. Lineage: Eukaryota; Fungi; Ascomycota; Sordariomycetes; Glomerellales; Glomerellaceae.